AUGGAGGAUAUCGGCAUCGAAAUUGAGCGCGAGGACCCGACGUUCGCCACGACUGUUGCCGACAAGGCGACUCUCCUCUCGAACCUCCCCUCGAACGAGGACCUCUUCCUCAAACUCGCCAAGCUCGAAGCGCACCUCGAGUUGCUCGCCCUCCAGGAGGACUACAUCAAAGACGAGUCGCGCAACCUGAAGCGCGAGCUCCUCCGUGCGCAAGAGGAAGUCAAGCGCAUCAAGAGUGUCCCGCUCGUCAUUGGCCAGUUCCUCGAACCGAUCGACCAGAACACUGGAAUCGUCGGCUCGACGACCGGCAGCAACUAUGUCGUCCGCAUCCUGAGCACGAUCGACCGCGAGCUGCUCAAGCCUAGCUCGAGCGUCGCCCUCCACCGCCACUCGAACUCGCUCGUCGACGUCUUGCCGCCCGAGGCAGACUCGAGCAUCACCAUGCUCGGAUCGGAGGAGAAGCCCGACGUGAAAUACUCGGACAUCGGAGGAAUGGACAUCCAGAAGCAGGAGAUUCGCGAGGCGGUCGAGCUGCCCCUCACCCAUUUUGACUUGUACCGCCAGAUCGGUAUCGACCCGCCUCGCGGUGUGCUGCUGUACGGUCCCCCUGGUACGGGCAAGACGAUGCUCGUCAAGGCUGUCGCACACCACACGACCGCUUCCUUCAUUCGCGUCAACGGUUCAGAGUUUGUGCAGAAGUACCUUGGUGAGGGACCGCGGAUGGUCAGGGAUGUCUUCAGGAUGGCGAGGGAGAACGCGCCGAGCAUCAUCUUCAUCGACGAGGUCGACGCGAUCGCGACGAAGCGUUUCGACGCCCAGACCGGCGCCGACCGCGAAGUCCAGCGCAUCCUGAUCGAGCUCCUCACGCAAAUGGACGGCUUCGACCAAGGCUCGAAUGUCAAGGUCAUCAUGGCGACGAACCGUGCCGACACGCUCGACCCGGCCUUGCUGCGACCCGGUCGGUUGGACAGGAAGAUCGAGUUUCCGAAUCCGAGCCGGAGGGAGAAGCGCCUCAUCUUCCAGACCAUCACGAGCAAGAUGAGCAUCAGUCCCGAGGUCGACCUCGAAGACUACGUCUCGCGACCGGAGAAGAUCUCGUCAGCCGAGAUUGCGGCCAUCUGCCAAGCUGCCGGUCUGCAAGCCGUGCGGAAGAACCGAUACGUAAUCUUGCCUGCCGAUUUUGAGGAGGCGUGGCGCCAAACAGUCAAGCGCGAGGACGACCGCCCUGCAUUCUACCGGUAG
Messenger RNA from Rhodotorula toruloides NP11, 1242 nucleotides. RefSeq names its product 26S proteasome regulatory subunit t3. Bases 1 to 1242 code for a protein of 413 amino acids. Gene Ontology annotation, biological process: proteasome-mediated ubiquitin-dependent protein catabolic process. Lineage: Eukaryota; Fungi; Basidiomycota; Microbotryomycetes; Sporidiobolales; Sporidiobolaceae. The transcript has 8 exons. The record is from RefSeq and is a predicted model, not a curated record. Gene Ontology annotation, cellular component: proteasome regulatory particle, base subcomplex. Gene Ontology annotation, molecular function: ATP binding; proteasome-activating activity; ATP hydrolysis activity.